This is a messenger RNA of Guillardia theta CCMP2712, 1800 nucleotides long. RefSeq lists its product as hypothetical. Bases 1 to 1800 code for a protein of 599 amino acids. The transcript is spliced from 2 exons. Lineage: Eukaryota; Cryptophyceae; Pyrenomonadales; Geminigeraceae. Gene Ontology annotation, molecular function: iron ion binding; oxidoreductase activity, acting on paired donors, with incorporation or reduction of molecular oxygen; L-ascorbic acid binding. The record is from RefSeq and is a predicted model, not a curated record.
AUGGUUAGGGAGAGAGGGUUCGCUGUGUUCGACGGCUUCCUGGGGAGGGAUCAGGCUGAAGGCGCGCGGGGGGCAGCGCAGAACAUCUUCCGAGCAGGUCUGAUGAGAAGAGCUGGGAUGGGUAAGGACUCGACUGCAUGGACGGACGUCCGCGCGCGAGGGGACGAGAUCAUAUGGAUGAGCUCGCUUCUGGAGAGGAAGCUGUCGGGCGACCUGAGUGACGAGGCUCUGACGCGGAGCAUCUCCUGCAUGGAGGUUUGUGCGCUCCUUCAUGACUUCCGUCCCUCACUCUCCCUCCAGGCAGUGUCAGACUCCAUCGUCAGUGCGCGGGACUCCCUGGUAACCGCGUUAUCGCAGACCUUCACGUGCGAGAAGGCCACGUUCCAGCUCGCCCGGUACGCGCAGGGCGCCUGCUACGUGCGGCACUCUGACGUGAGCGAGACCAACGCUGGUCGUCGACUGACUUGCAUCUACUACUUCAACCCGGGAUGGCGUGAAGAGCACGGGGGCGUCCUGCGGCUGUACCACCCCAAGGAAGGGCUCGUCGACGUCGCUCCUCUGUGCGAUCGGCUCCUCCUCUUCCUGCCCGACAUGGAGCAUGAGGUCUUGCCGUGCGCGAGUGAGAGGUUCGCCAUAUCAGGAUGGCUGUACGGCCCCAGCUCGUUCUUGGAGAGCUGUCAGGCCUUCGCAGCAAGACGAGAGGAGGAGGAGGCAAGGCCGGAGGAGAUCUUCGUCUCGAUCGUCGCCUACAGGGACCCCGAGUGCCCCAAGACCGUGCGAGAUCUGUUCCAGAAAGCCAAGCUGCCCAAGAGGGUGCAUGUGGGGCUGAUCUCGCAGGUCGACUUCCAGGAUGACGAGGACUGCUUCUUGCAUGAGGGUGACCUGCCGGAAGGAUGCGAGGAGAACGUGCGGGAGACCCGGUUCCACUGGAAGGAAGCAAGAGGUCCGUGCUGGGCAAGGUACCUCGCACAGAGGCUCUGGGCAGGGGAGAAGUACUACCUCCAGAUCGACUCCCACAUGCGGUUCGCUGAGGGGUGGGAUGAAUACCUCAUCUCCCAGCUGGGCUCGUGCCCGAGCCCUAAGCCAGUGCUCAGCACGUAUCCUCCCGGAUACGACAGGGACCAUCCCGUCCCCCAGCAGUCUCCCAGCACCCUGUUGUGCGCAUCUCAGUUCGGCGAGGAAGGCAUGCUGCGGAUAGCUGGGAAGAUGCUGAGGCAGAGGCCGGCGGCUCCUCGGGUGAGCCUGUUCUGGGCAGCUGGGUGCUCCUUCUCCACAAGUGAGCUUUUGCUGGAAGUUCCCUACGAUCCCUCGAUGAAGUUUCUCUUCUUCGGGGAGGAGCUGACCAUGCUAGCCCGCAUGUGGACGCGGGGGUUCGACGUUUUCGCGCCCUGCCACCCUGUCGUGUUCCACUGCUGGGAUCGGAGCUACAGGUCGAGCUUCAAGGAGGUCGCCGACCCCUUCGACCUCCGCUCCCGAUCCCUCCUGCGGGCUCGGUCGAUCUUGAGGAUGGGGGAGGGAGAGGAGACAGUGCGGAACGGACCCUCGGGGCAACGAGCUCGUCCCGAAGCUCCUCCGAAGGAAGCAACAGACAAACUAAGUCUGCACUACAACUGCUACCAGCUGCACUCCUUCUUCCAGAACAGAAACUCGUGGGACUGCGACUUCGAGGAGGCACAGGUCUCGCCCAUGCAGGUAACCUCCCCUCCAUCCCUCCCCCUCCUCUCUGAGAUCCCACUGCCAGGGCCUGGACGGCGUGUACGGAGUCGGCAAGGAGAGGAGCAUGGAGAGUUUCUUCGGUGA